This is a messenger RNA of Closterium sp. NIES-65, 1260 nucleotides long. NCBI's taxonomy places the organism in Eukaryota, Viridiplantae, Streptophyta, Zygnematophyceae, Desmidiales, Closteriaceae. The record is from the annotation of a GenBank genome assembly.
AUGGACGACAAUGGCGAGGAUUGCGUGUACUUCGGGCGCGCGUUGGAGCGCGCGGAGGGCGCGGGGGGCCGCAAGCUGCACCUGGCAAUGGCGAAGGGGCGCGCGAAGCAGGCGGUGCCGCCGUGGCAGCAGGAGGCGCGCGACGAUGAGGGCAGGCGGCGGUUUCACGGCGCGUUCACGGGGGGCUUUUCCGCGGGGUACUUCAACAGCGUGGGGUCCAAGGAAGUAGGCGCCGAUGCGGCUGUUCCCUCGCUUGUUGUUCCCUCGCCUGCUGUUACCUCACUUGCUGUCCCGCUUGCUGCCGCUGUCCUGCUCCCCCCCGCGUUUAUCUGCACGCCAACCCGCCGCGUUUAUCUGCCCGCCAACCCCCCGCGUUUAUCUGCCCGCCCCUCCCCCGCGUUUAUCUGCCCGCCAACCCCCCGCGUUUAUAUGCCCGCCAACCCCCCGCGUUUAUCUGCCCGCCAACCCCCCGCGUUUAUCUGCCCGCUCCCCCCCCCCCCCUCGCGUUUAUCUGCCCGCCAACCCCCCGCGUUAUCUGCCUGCCAACCCCCCGCGUUUAUCUGCCCGCCAACCCCCCGCGUUUAUCUGCUCGCCCCUCCCCCGCGUUUAUCUGCCCGCCAACCCCCCCGCGUUUAUCUGCCCGCCACCCCCCCACGUUUAUCUGCCCGCCAACCCCCCGCGUUUAUCUGCCCGCCAACCCCCCGCAUUUAUCUGCCCGCCAACCCCCUCGCGUUUAUCUGCCCCCCCCCCCCCCCCCCCCCCCCCCCCCCCGCGUUUAUUUGCCCGCCAACCCCCCGCGUUUAUCUGCCCGCCAACCCCUCACCAUCCAGCCCAGGGUGGCUGCCUGCAUCGUUCCGCUCGUCGCGCUCGCAGCGCGCGGAGGUGCAGCCGCAGCGCGUGGAGGCGCUCAUGGACGCCGACGAGCGCCACGACGCGCAGCGCAGCGCCGUGGCGGCUCACAGCGCGUUCGACACGUUCGGCUUCACCGCUGCUGAGCGCGCCCGCCACCUCGCCCCCGCCGCGGACCGGCGCCCCUCCGUGAUUCCCGGGGGAGGCGUGGCAGAGCUGCUGGCGCCCGCUGCUGACUCCAUCGGUGCGGCAAGGGGGGAAGGGAGGGCGGAGGCAGGGGGACCAACCUGUCCUCUGCUCUGCACGUCUGAACCCAUUGCCUCAGUGCCCCAUGCACAUGCAUACCUCCUCUCCCCCCCACUUUCCUUCCACCUCUCCCACUUCCCGCCCCUCUCCAACCCCCCUCCUUAA